AUGUGUGCAGGGGUGAGGCGAGAAGAAAAUCUGCUCAGUUCUCAUCCGAAUCCGAUUCAAUUCAAUUUGUUUCGUGGCGAUGUCGUUUAUUCGUUUAGCUAUGCUCGUCAGCAUAGGCGCCGUUGUCGUCGAGGCGUGAUUACAUAUAAACGUCUCUACGUUGUUUUUUUCCAGGCAAAUCAGGCAGUCAGCAUUGAGGAAACGGCAAACACUUCUGGCUCGGGGGCCCGCGUCGCCGAGGCGACCUCGUCCGACUACCGUGUCGCCGUGUUCGGCGCCGGCGGUGUUGGCAAAUCUUCAAUUGUGCAACGAUUCGUCAAAGGCACCUUUUCCGACAAUUACGUACCCACGAUCGAGGAUACUUAUCGUCAGGUGAUCAGUUGCAAUCAGAAAAAUGUCUGCACAUUGCAAAUCACUGAUACAACUGGAAGUCAUCAGUUUCCGGCCAUGCAACGAUUAUCCAUUUCGAAAGGACAUGCAUUCAUUCUUAUCUACUCCGUUACGAGUAAGCAGUCGUUGGAAGAGUUGGCGCCAAUCGUCAAGACUCUGAUGGAAGUGAAAGGCAGUAGUUUGGCGGAGACCCCGAUUAUGUUGGUCGGAAACAAAAGUGAUGAUGCUUCGAGACGAGAAGUAGCCACCGAAACCGGGUCAAAACUAGCUGCUAAAUGGGGUACCGGCUUCAUCGAGACAAGCGCAAAAAACAAUGACAAUAUCACCGAGCUUUUCCAACAGUUAUUAGCUCUCGAAAAGAAGCGAAAUUUAGCGCUAACCAUGGACGAUCCUGAAGGAAAGGGUGCGAAGCGAAAAGGGUGCUUAAUUAUGUGA
Cylicocyclus nassatus is the source of this 825-nucleotide messenger RNA. The record is from the annotation of a GenBank genome assembly. Lineage: Eukaryota; Metazoa; Nematoda; Chromadorea; Rhabditida; Strongylidae.